Molecule: messenger RNA, 1935 nt
Organism: Sabethes cyaneus
Lineage: Eukaryota; Metazoa; Arthropoda; Insecta; Diptera; Culicidae
Exons: 2
Coding region: 1-1935 (644 amino acids)
Cellular component (GO): membrane
Molecular function (GO): glutamate-gated receptor activity
Source: RefSeq, a predicted model, not a curated record
AUGUGGAAAACCGUCGGUUUUUGGUUUCUUAUUUUCUGCGCAGUUUCCGCAGCUUCCAGACUUUACCGAGAACCACCGGACCCGGAGCUCCAACUGGUACGAGCAGUAUCGCGAACUAUCGUUCGCUACGGUUCAAUCAUAAGCGAUCGCUUCCGAUCUCCGCUGCUGGUGGAUAGUUUUGCGCAGGACCGGCGAGCCCGCCACCAGCAGCAGGACUGCCUAGACGGUGUACUUCGCAGCGUUGAGCGAGAGUUCCCAGUACAGUUUCACUGUCAUACGAAACCGUCGCACCAUGAACGGGCCGUAAUGCUUAGCUUGAUCCUGAUCGAUGGACGUAUCGCCCUUCGAAAGUUUCUAAACCAUAUGGAUGAACGGUUCGAUACAUCCGGCAUCUUCUGGAUUGUACUGUUCGAUCCAAACAGUUCGGAGAAAUUCAGCAAUCAGUACGAGUUGCUUCAGCAUAUAUUGGAGAACUUCUGGCACAAACAGAUUCUCUAUGUGUUUAUCUUUGUGAUCAGCGAAUCGAACGGCGUUCAGUUGUACUCCUUCUUUCCGUACGAUCAAAAUGUGUGUGGUUUCGUUCAGCCGGUUCUCCUCGACUGGCAGAAGGAUAGGUUAUUUCGAUCGCGACUACCACAGCUCUACGGAUGUCCGUUGCGCAUUGGAACUUUCGAGAAUCCACCGUUCAUUAUGAUCGCAAAGGAUGCUCAAGGUCACGCGUACUUACGUGGCAUUGAGGGGAACCUAAUCAAUACCAUAUCGAAGCGGUUGAACUUUACGCUCACGAUUGUGUCACCUCCGGAAAACGAUCAGUGGGGUCAACUCGGCGAGGAUGGUAACAACACCGGGCUGAUGAAAUUACUGCUGGAUGGGAGCGUCGACUUUGGGAUCAGCUCACUGGGGUUAACCGAGAAAAGGAUGACACUGCUGUCACCUGGAACGUUCCAUUUCACUACGGAUUUGAUUUUUGCUGUCCCCUCCGGAAGGCAGUAUUCCGCUUUCGAGAAACUCUUUCUACCCUUAUCUGCCGGGACCUGGUAUGUGGUUUGCGGAUUUCUGGUGGGUGCUCUGAUCACCAUUGCUUUCGUGAAAGUACAGAAAAGUCGAGUACAAGACUUCGUUUUCGGACUAAACAUUCGAACGCCUACGUUAAAUUUGCUUAGCGUUCUUUUCGGUGGUUCCUCAGUUAGGUGUCCGACAAGAAACUUUGCUCGAACCUUGUUGAUGCUGUGGACAUUGUGUACACUAGUUGUUCGAACCGCUUAUCAAGGCUCACUGUACAAGUAUCUGCAGGCUCCGAAGAACUUCUCCGCUCCGUCGACAAUCGAUGCAAUUCAGCGCGAAGGCCUGUAUUUCUACAUGCUGGAUAUAGAUUUGCAGUACUUCGUGAACUACCCAAGGGUUUUCGACAGAAUACGUUUCUUUUCGCAUCAAUAUUCCGCGACCGUCGAGAAGAUGGAACAGAUUGGACGAGAAGAAUUGGACGGAGCAUUGCUGACGCUUGUUGACAGCGUAGCCUUUCACAAUCAAGUCUAUCCACCGGAAGAUUUCAUACAAAUCACCCGCGAGGUUGUCUGCACCUUUCCGAUGGUAAUUUACUAUCCGAAGCAUUCGCUGUUGAAACGAAUUUUCGACCAGGAGAUCAAAAAGCUUAGGACUACCGGAUUGAUGCAGUUGUGGGCGUCCAGGUAUGGCAAUUACGAUUUCUUGCGACGCACAAAGAUGACGGCGCUCACUAAGCCACUCUCCGUGGGCCAUUUGGCAGGGGCGUUUGAGCUUUACGGAGUGCUGUUGACGCUGAGUGGGAUUGUCUUUCUAGUGGAGGUAAUUGCUAAGCGAAGUGGACAGGUUGGAAUUGCUGUAGAGAGAAUUCAAUACCCGGAGGGCGGUGCCAUCGCGUGCUACUUUAGCUGUGGUAAGCCGAUUCGAUGUUGA